Molecule: messenger RNA, 2821 nt
Organism: Cucurbita moschata (crookneck pumpkin)
Lineage: Eukaryota; Viridiplantae; Streptophyta; Magnoliopsida; Cucurbitales; Cucurbitaceae
Product: BTB/POZ domain-containing protein At1g63850-like
Exons: 2
Coding region: 346-2379 (677 amino acids)
Molecular function (GO): protein binding
Source: RefSeq, a predicted model, not a curated record
CAUUCCCUCUCAAUUAUUUCAAAAAACACUAUCGAGUUUUCAACACUAAUCCGCUCAGCCAUGGCGGUCGUCUUCUUUAAUUCCUGAUUUUCCCCUUAUACUUCUAUUUAAUGCUUUUUCUCUCUCACCUCUCUCUUCGCUGUGUUCUUCUGUCCUUUUCUUAUCUGUCUCGUUUGCACCGCCAUUUUUAAUGGAGGGGUUUGGUUUUAAUUUCCACUUUCCCUCUUUGUUAACGUGAAAACCUGCAAUGGCUCUUUAUUAAUUCGUUGAUGCCAAUGGUUUUGAGCUAAGCUAAAGGACAAUUUUCCUCUUAGCGUUUGCAUAAACCAACGGGUGUACUUAUCAAUGGCUCUGCCCACAUCCACAACCACAACUACCACCAACGCUACUUCUACUAAUUCCCUCUCUUCUUCUUCUUCUCACAACAAACCCACUAAGCUUAAGCGACGGAAGUGCCGGGAUAUCACUGUUUCGGCUAAAUCCGACUCGUUUUCCUCUACUUCUUCUAAUUCCUCUUCUGGGUCUCACGUUUUUUCCAAUCGAAAGCUUGAUCAUCCUCCUGUGAUUGUUUCUUCGGAGAAUUCCUGGUGUUGUCCCGCUACAAAACCCUCUGUAACCCCUUCGGUUCUUCCUACUCCUCCGCCGCCGCCGCCGUUUCCCCCCUCGAAAUCUCGUCGGGGGGUUGUUUCUCCGACACCCACUAACGGGAAUCGAGCAUCGGAUUCGGUUAUCUCUCCGUCCGAUUCGCCGUCUACUUUUCGCAUACGGUUUUCUCCGGGUAGUUUUUCGCCGGUUAUGGACUUCACUACGUCUUCUUCCGCCAACGCCGCGGUAGCGGCGGGGUUUAAUGGCCACUCUGGAUCGAACCACGACUCUUUCCCUUCGAGCUUCUCGAAGUUCAACUCUGCUCUCACCGCUGGGCUAUUGAAUCCAAUGUCGCCGCCGCCAUCGACUGAUAAAACCCGAUCGAGUCCGACCCUUUUUGAAAUGAUGGCGAGCGAGCCUGAUAUUCACCCUAGAACUUCUCAGAUCCCUUCUCAUAGUGCACCCGUUUCGGUUCAUAAGAACCAAAUUCCUAUUCAGGACAAGCAGGCCGUGAUGAUGCAGAGGAUUUCUGAAAUUUUGGGAUCUCGGAGCCCUGGAAAUCAGUUCAAUGACGCCUCUAGCAGUGAUAUCAAGCUCACAUUGAGCUCUAGAGAUGGGAUUAGUGUUUCGAUGAACGUUCACCGGCAAAUUCUUGUCGCUCAUAGUCGGUUUUUCGCUUUGAAGCUCUCGGAACGGUGGGCGAAACAACAGAGGUCGCCGUCGCCAUACAUUGUGGAGAUUGCUGACUGUGACGAUGUUGAAGUGUAUAUUGAAACCUUGAAACUGAUGUAUUGUAGAGAUCUGAGGAAGAAGCUGAUGAAGGAAGAUGUUCCCAGAGUUCUUGGAGUUUUAAAGGUUUCAGCUGCCAUCGGGUUCGAUGCAGGCGUCUUGUCGUGUUUGGAGUACUUGGAAGCAGCUCCAUGGGCUGAGGACGAAGAAGAGAAAGUGGCAUCACUCUUAUCUGAGCUUCACCUUGAAGGUGUUGCAGCAGGGGAAGUUCUUAAGAGGGUCUCAAUUGAAGUUACUAAUGGACCUGAAGAUGGUAAUGACAAUGAAGAAGUGCUGCUAAAGCUUCUACAUGUCGUUCUGGAAGGAAAAGACGAGAAGGCUAGGCGCGAGAUGAAAGGAUUAGUCUCGAAGAUGCUUCGUGAGAGUUCGUCGCAGAAUGACCUUAGAAAAGAAUCCUUGUAUUCGGCUUGUGAUGGUUGCCUGCAGUUGCUUCGCCAUCACUUUAUGAGAGCGGUAGGGGAGUUUCAGGGUGUUGGGGAGAUUGCCAAGCAGGCUGAUAAUCUGCACUGGAUUUUAGAUAUCUUGAUCGAUAGACAGAUAGCUGAAGAUUUUUUGAAAAUCUGGGCUUCUCAAUCUGAAUUGGCAGCUGCACACUCUAAGGUGCCUGCUGUCCACAGGUUCGAAAUCAGCCGAGUAACUGCUCGGUUAUUCGUUGGCAUUGGCAAAGGUCAACUUCUGGCUCCUAAAGAUGUGAGAUAUCAGCUUUUGCAAACAUGGUUGGUGCCAUUCUAUGACGAUUUUGGUUGGAUGAGGAGAGCGUCGAGAGGCCUCGAUCGCCACUUGAUCGAGGAUGGCCUUAGCAAUACAAUUCUCACUCUACCUUUAGCUUGGCAACAAGACAUAUUACUAGCUUGGUUCAAUCGAUUCAUGAAUUCAGGUGAAGAUUGCCCGAAUAUACAACGCGGGUUCGAAGUUUGGUGGAGAAGGGCAUUUUGGAGACGUAACGGUGAACAGGAGCGCCCUCGACCGAUACGAAUUGCCACCCCAACGUCAGAGAAUUCAUGAACAACUAAUCGGUUUGCUCUCUCUCUGAUCACUUGAGGCCUAGCUAAAAUCUUCUUCCUUCCUAAACCAGGAACAUUUUAUGGAGGAUUGAAUGAAUGUACCUGAUAUUAGGUUGGAAGAAGAUAAUAUAUGCUACAUAUUGUAAUUCCUCGUAUCUAUACGUUUUUUUCUCGAGCUUGACGUUGAUUUCAUCGAUACAACUCGUCUCUGUAUCUGAUUGUUCCGAGUUCAUUUACCCUUUAUCGAGCCCAUGGAGCGUCAUUGUUCAUAAGAAAUCUGUGAGUUUUAGAAUAGUAUCCAGAGAUUCAGAAGCUAUGCCUGAAAAGUCAUUGAUUUACUGUUGAAAAGCUCUUGUUUAUCUAUCAAUGAUCAGGUCCAAUGUAUGAAGAUUGAUGUGUUUUAUUAUUGGUUUGACUUUAUUAGAGCCCUUGAGUUGACUCCA